Eutrema salsugineum is the source of this 915-nucleotide messenger RNA. RefSeq names its product peptide methionine sulfoxide reductase A3. The record is from RefSeq and is a predicted model, not a curated record. Gene Ontology annotation, cellular component: cytoplasm. Gene Ontology annotation, biological process: cellular response to oxidative stress. The transcript is spliced from 2 exons. The coding region runs from base 85 to 693 and encodes 202 amino acids. Gene Ontology annotation, molecular function: peptide-methionine (S)-S-oxide reductase activity. Lineage: Eukaryota; Viridiplantae; Streptophyta; Magnoliopsida; Brassicales; Brassicaceae.
AGGAGACGUCUUCCGAUUCGCUUUAUCUCUCUCGAUAUUAUUCUCUCGUGUCCUCUCUUUCGCUCUUCUCAAAGAAAUCUCUGCAUGAACAUACUCAACAGGUUCGGGUUGGGAUCAAGCGGGCAAACGAGAAUGGAUCCUUCUCCGAUCGCUCAAGGAAACGACGAUGACGCUCCGGCGCCGGGAAAUCAGUUUGCGCAAUUCGGCGCAGGAUGCUUCUGGGGGGUCGAGCUUGCUUUCCAGAGGGUCCCGGGGGUGACUCAGACCGAGGUUGGAUACACGCAAGGGAUCAUCCAUAAUCCUUCGUACGAGGAUGUCUGUUCGGGCACCACCAGCCAUUCCGAGGUUGUUAGGGUUCAGUAUGAUCCCAAAGAUUGCAGCUACGAGUCUCUCCUUGAUUUGUUCUGGUCUAGACAUGAUCCCACCACCUUGAAUCGCCAGGGAAAUGAUGUGGGAACACAAUACCGAUCUGGUAUAUACUUCUAUACACCCGAGCAGGAGAAACUAGCCCGGGAGUCACUGGAACGCCACCAGCUAGAAAUGGAGAGGAAGAUCAUGACUGAGAUAUUGCCGGCUAAGAAAUUCUACAGAGCUGAGGAAUAUCAUCAGCAGUACCUUUCAAAGGGUGGGCGGUCUGGUCUCGGGCAGUCCGCUGCCAAAGGCUGCACCGACCCGAUCCGCUGCUACGGCUAAAAAAAAGCUGGUUUACUCUGCUUCUCUCCCAAACCAGAGGAUUUUUAUGGACGUGUGUGUAAAAACUGAUGAAGUAAGUUAUGCUACUUCUUUGAAAUUUUAUUUGCAAUUCUGUAAUAUUUUGAUGUUACACAAUAUGAACAUAAACUAAAACAAUCAUCGCUAUCGUUAAUAAGUUAAACAAAUUGCCUUCGUUUUCAACCAAUAACGUUUAUAGCGACU